AUGCCUCGCAUUGGCCUCUUGGCGUGCUACGCUGGGCUCCUUGCUGGAGCAGCGAUACCAAAUUCUUCAGCAGCGGUUCCGAUUCGCUCUGCCUCUGUUAACCCGCACCACGGGAGCCCAGACAUAAAAGCUCCUUCCCUUGCUCAGCUGGGAACAGCGCCUGCUGCCGAUGAUGUAACUAACGAAUGCUUGCCAGUUCUUAAUGCCUUGCGAACGGAAGGGCUAGACGGAUUGUUGAGCGAACUUGUCAAAGCAAGUAGCGAAGAAGUUCGCUCGAGUCUAUCUCCUCAAACAAAAAGUGAGAGCGAUAAGAAAACAACCGUAGUUGAAAUUGCACAAGAGCUCGCGGGGGAGAACAAAGAGAACUGUGAAGCAGCCGAUGCGAAUACGUCCAAGUAUUCUGGACUUGUAAUUACUUUUCAACACUCCACAGCGUUUGACUGCGAGGCUCUGAUCAAGGAAUCCUUCGCUGCAGGACUGAGCCAUCUCCAACAAGAGAGCUACGAGACGUCGUCUGCAACCAAUAAAUUGGGCACUGCUCCGCUGGACAAUCCAGCAGCAAAAAAUCUCGCGGCUAUAGUGUCAACUAAAGCGGGAAAAGUGUCAUGCGCCGCCACAACAGACUGUGCAGCUGGCAGCAAUGUCUUGUUUUGCUAUUUCAUAGAGCCCUUAGCAGUGGACGAAGCGCAGCCAAUCAAGGCUGAAGUGUAUGAAGCGCUUCUGAAGCGACAGCGGGGCUUAGCGCCGAUCACAAUUCCUGGCAUUACAGCUACGCUUUUCUCCCUCGCGUUGAUAAUGUUGAGUUGA
Eimeria necatrix is the source of this 807-nucleotide messenger RNA. Its product is annotated as SAG family member. The transcript has 5 exons. Lineage: Eukaryota; Apicomplexa; Conoidasida; Eucoccidiorida; Eimeriidae. The record is from RefSeq and is a predicted model, not a curated record. Bases 1 to 807 code for a protein of 268 amino acids.